Dentiscutata erythropus is the source of this 394-nucleotide messenger RNA. The record is from the annotation of a GenBank genome assembly. NCBI's taxonomy places the organism in Eukaryota, Fungi, Glomeromycota, Glomeromycetes, Diversisporales, Gigasporaceae.
ACUUACGAGAUCACGAUAUGGGUUUUAGAAACUUUGUCGAUUGAGGCACAAAUUUUGUUGGAUUGGAAUUUAAAUUUCGAGUGCGUUGGGUUAAGUGAUGAUGAAGAAUUAAUAGGAAUAUCUGCUGGCAGUUCUGAAUUACACGUAACGUAUCUGUACAUUUUUUCUACAACAACCGGAAUGAAUUUCUCAAAAUAUACUUAUAGAGAAUCAGUAAUGAUCGAUGGAAUCCAUUUUAUUGCCUCUGAGUUUGGUGAACGUAUACUUAUCACAUUUCAUGCGUUUGAUAGCUUAGAAAGGAUUAAAAUGGAUCUUAAUGUUUAUAGAUUUCAUGAUGAAAAAUUGAUCUUCGAUUAUGAUUUAAUGGAUCCCUAUAAUUUAAUUAAUCCUAUCA